CACGUUACGUAGCAACUUAUAAUUAAUUAAAUGUAAUUAAAAUUAUUUAUGUUUAUAAUAAAACUUCGAAGGCAUAAAAUAAUAUGCCACACCCUGUUCUUGGGGAAAUUUUAGUGAGAAAAUGAGGGUGAUGGGAAAAAGUGAAAUCAUAAAGACAUCUCUCUCAUGCUUCACAAUGAAAUUUGGGCUGAUCUUGCGAACUGGUUCCCUGCAAUUUAUUUAUAUUUGCCCAUCGAUGGGCCAUACGCCUUUUUUUCUCGUUUGAUUUCACCUCAUUCGCGCGAAUUUCAACCACAAUUUACUGCAUUGCUGGCAUCGUACGGAUGUUGUUGAGAUGAAGAUGCAGGCGAUGCUCAAAGGCUGCAAUUUUCGGCAUUAAUCACGUUGAUCUUGAUCGCCCCACGGUGUGGCACACUGACUGAGUGGAGGGAGCUGCAAGUUCAGCACUUUCCCCUUGCCAUUGACAAACAACAACGGCUAAUUUGUGUUUUUUUUUUGGUAGCAAAAUAUCUUGCGAGGUAUUACGGUGGGGAAUCCACAAGAAAUCCAUGUACUGCGAUCUUAGCAUAGCCAUGCCUUCCUCAUUACCUCACUUGCGCCCAAGCAUUGCAGUCUGGCGGUCUUUCGCUCUUUUCCCGCGUAUUUUGUUUAGUCCAUUAACGUUUUUUUUUUAACUUCAAUUGUAUGUUGUGAAGAAGGCAAAAAACAACAUAACUUGGUGAUUACUGCACUUUUUGCUGUGUGCGAUCUUCUCCUUCUCACUUUGCACUUUUGCUUGAGAAUUUGUGCCACUUGGACAGGGUCACGGAUUUUUUAUAAAAAAAAAUUCUCUGUUAAACACAUCAGAAGGUGUGCAUGAGAAGGACGUGAAGACAAUAAACUGAGAAGAAGCUCCAUUCUGUGUUCAGCUGUAGAUCCAACGGAUACGGGAUCUUUGGUAUUAUAUAGUGAAAGUGCUUCAUUGGUGUGCGAUUAAAGGGACACAAUGGCAAUGCUUAUUAAUCAAACUCAGACGUUGGUUAGUGAUAUUUACGAUUACUACCUCUGGACACUUACGCUGUCCGACAUCAGGACCAAAGGAUGGCUCCUGGUGGACUCUCCACUUCCAACACUUGUCUACACACUCAUGUACUUGCUGAUUGUUUGGGCUGGCCCCAGAUUGAUGAAGAAUCGAUCACCGUACAAACUAACAGGCCUCAUGGUACCCUACAACUUAGCCAUGGCCUUCCUCAAUGGUUACAUCUGUGUCCAACUCUUCACAGCCGCAACACGACUCAAGUAUAGCUACGUCUGCCAACCUUGUCGAGCGAAUCAGAAUCCUGACGAAAUCCAGAUCGCCAAAGCCGUAUGGUGGUACUACUUUUCGAAACUUUUGGAAUUCUGUGACACUUUCUUCUUCAUCUUGCGCAAGAAGAACAACCAGCUGACUUUUCUGCACGUCUACCACCAUAGUACGAUGUUCACCCUCUGGUGGAUUGGAGUCAAGUGGGUGCCAAGUGGCUCUACCUUUCUUCCGGCGAUGGUUAACUCCUUCAUACAUGUACUCAUGUAUUCGUACUACGGGCUAUCUGCCAUGGGACCGGCGGUGACCAAAUAUCUGUGGUGGAAGAAAUAUCUCACGAUCUUGCAAUUGAUUCAAUUCACCACGGCUCUCGUGAUGGGGAUCAAUGGAAUCAGAACAGGAUGUGACUUCCCCCUUUGGAUGCACUACGCCCUCGUGAUCUACAUGACGUCCUUCAUUAUUCUCUUUGGGAACUUCUACAUCAAGGCAUACGUUGCGGAGGUCAAGAGACGAACUCCCAAGCGAGAAAUUAACGGAAAUGCCCUCAGCAAUGGAUACCACGCCAAAAUUCACUAAGCAAUCACCGAAGAAAUCCGAAUUACUCUUAAAUUCUGGGAACAUUUACAAACCAACCAUUAAUAUCUAUACUAUACUCCCCUUACCCUCGCCCCAUUUUUUCUGCAGCAUUUUUCCCCCCAAGACGACCCUCCUUCCAUACAUGUAAUGUAUGUAUAUGACUCUAGGAGACCUACACGAUACCUCCUGGAGGGGUUUCAAUAUGGCAUAGCUUCUAAGGAUGAUAAAUCUAGGAAUAAAUUGAUACCAAUUGCAACAAAA
Lutzomyia longipalpis is the source of this 2119-nucleotide messenger RNA. RefSeq names its product elongation of very long chain fatty acids protein 4-like. Gene Ontology annotation, biological process: fatty acid elongation, polyunsaturated fatty acid; very long-chain fatty acid biosynthetic process; fatty acid elongation, saturated fatty acid. The transcript is spliced from 5 exons. The record is from RefSeq and is a predicted model, not a curated record. Bases 986 to 1858 code for a protein of 290 amino acids. Gene Ontology annotation, cellular component: endoplasmic reticulum membrane. Gene Ontology annotation, molecular function: fatty acid elongase activity. NCBI's taxonomy places the organism in Eukaryota, Metazoa, Arthropoda, Insecta, Diptera, Psychodidae.